CGUAUUUGCAUCUGCUGUGUUUUUUCGGACUUUAUUAUUGUGAUGUCCGGAAAUCUGUUAGUAACUGGAAACUUUCUUUCAUUUUAACUGUCACUUUUGAAGUUAUUUACAUCAAUAAAAGUUUUUCCACUUUCUUCUGGAAGCAAAGGAAUCUUGAUUCUAUCCUUGUGUGAAGAGAAGGGAAUGGAGUGAAAACAGUUGAGUGAUUACGAUAUACAUAUUUCUAUACUGGACUACAAACUGGAUCAGUAACUUGCAAGAGAUUUUUUUCGAAAGAUGUCGGAAAGAAAUAAAUCUCAGAUCUAUAAUCAUGAAGAGCUGGAAGCUGAAAUUCGGAGAGUUCGUGAAACAGAAGAAUUUAAUGAAGCGGCUAACUUUAAGAAAUCGAAACAUUCACUAGAUAGUGAUGAAGAUGAUGAUGAGGAGGAAUUGUCUAAAAAGUACAAUGUUAUGGAUCCUAGUGAACUGGAAGGCCAAGAAGAGGGAACCAUCGAUUAUGAUGGGGAAAUAAAAAUUACUCCUUUCAAUAUGAGGGAAGAACUAGAAGAAGGUUUUUUUGACAAAGAAGGUACUUACAUCUUUAACAAAGAGGCAGAUGUUAUUAAAGAUCAGUGGUUGGAAGAUAUUGAUUGGAUUAAGAAUGUAAUUUUACAGGUAAAAGCUACAGAGGGUUCUAAGAGAAAACUAGAUGACGACACUGAUGACAGUGAUGAAGAACCACCACAGAUAAAUCUUGUAGAACAUUAUACUGAAAUGUUAAAACUAAUGCAACCAAAAGAAACAGUCCAGAAGGCUAUCUGCCGUUUGGGUGGUAAAAGUUCAUCUUCCAGAAAUGCCAGCAGCCGUUGGAAAAAGAAGAAAGAUGCUGUUUCUUCGUUGACAGACAAUGAAACAGAUGAAGAUUAUGAAAAACUCCAGCGUCUUACCAGUCUGGCUGAUGAUAUUAUACACUCUGGAGACAUGGAUAUUUAUCAACAGACAUAUGAAAAGUUAUCUUAUUAUGUAGAUUCUAAAAGAAAUAGUGAAAAAACAGAUCCAAGUAGUACAGGAGAUACAGAAGAGGCAUUAGAUAUGUUUGGUGAGGACUUUGAUGAAAACGUUGAUCCAUCUAAAACUCCUGCACAACCUUCUGAAAACUCACCACCUCAUGAAGCUGUUGAUCCUAAUUCUGAAGUCAUGUGGGAAUUCAAAUGGGAUGCAUCAGAGGAUGCUAAAAUAUAUGGACCUUAUCCAACAUCUCAGAUGUUACACUGGACCCAAGAAAAAUACUUCGAUGAUGGAGUUCUUGUGAGGCAAGUUGGCAAACAGGAUUCAGAAUUUUACUCAUCCAAAAGAAUUGAUUUUGAAUUGUAUUUAUAAAGCUGUCACUUGUCAUUCAGACUGAUAUGCGAAGGCAAAGUGAUUUAUAAAUGGCACCUGAUUAUGAUAAGCAAAAUAACUUUUUUUUUAAAAAAUUAAUAUUAUAACAAUUCAAACAUCUUCACUGUGUAAGACAGGGUGUUUAAAAAGGACUGCAUGAUUGAAUAGCUCUUGAAUGGCUAGUUACAGGCCUAUUAUUCCAUUUUAAAAAUUGUUUCGAAUAAUCAAACAUUCAUGCCAUAUAAGAUUAUGUAUAUACAGUCUUAUAGUAAAAAUAUAUGAAGUUUGAUAGAUUCUUUGAAGAGGUAAGUACCAUGCAUAUGUCACCCUAGACAGUACAGUAGUUAGCAAAAGCUCAUUUCUAGAUUUCCUAGAUGUGGGUUCAACAUUCAUGUAAAGCAUGGUUGUUCAUGUGUAUCCUUUUUUCUCUUGGGUAUUAUUGUCGGUCUACUCUCUGUGAUGCACCCUAGGGAACAUUUUCUGCGACGAGAUAGUUAAAGGGCCAAUUCCAACUAAUGACACUGAACAAGUGUAUGUAAAAAAAAAAAAAAAAA
This is a messenger RNA of Stegodyphus dumicola, 1913 nucleotides long. RefSeq names its product CD2 antigen cytoplasmic tail-binding protein 2 homolog holn1 (gene holn1). Gene Ontology annotation, cellular component: U5 snRNP. Lineage: Eukaryota; Metazoa; Arthropoda; Arachnida; Araneae; Eresidae. The record is from RefSeq and is a predicted model, not a curated record. Gene Ontology annotation, molecular function: protein binding.